AGUUUUUUUACCACAGGCUAGUAGUGUUUUAGAGCCAUUGCAAAUUCCAGACAGUAGCUCCGCAGUUUCUGCACAAAUACCAUUUGGUGCCAUUUCAGAAGUUUGCGUUGUUGACAGGUCAAAAUACCAAAGUGCUAGUUCCGGAAGGCCAGUAAAUGACCAAAAAAGCCAAAGAAAUGACAUUUGUACACCUGCUUCAUCAUCUGUCUCUAGUCAAACAAAUCUGCCAAUAGAUGAAUGUGGUGUGUCAGUUACAAAGAAACAAACAAGCUCAGGUAGAGAGGGCACAUCUGACAGUCAUAACUUAAGUGAAGGAGCACCUUUACAAGACCAUACUGGGGCUACACCUGUAAUACUUACUGAUUUCUUGUUGGAAGGAGCAGCAACACCAAACUGCAGUGCCAGUAAUCAAGAUUGUCAAGACUGUGAUACUUCAGAUCCAAAUAUGUCUGAUCUCUCAAGCUUCUUAUCAGUUCCAAACACAUCUUCCUCCCUCUCUCCAGUUUCUCCCAAUUCUGCAUCAGAAUCGGGAACUGUUCUCUCAACUACUACGGAAUGUAGCAACAGCUCAAGCUCAGACACUGGUACUAUGAUUCUCAGCAACCGCAGCUCCAGUACAGACUCCAUUGUUUCUGGUAUUGUGAAUAAUGUGGCAAAUUUAGAAGAACAGCUGUUAUCACCGCAACAACUAUCACAGGAUUCUGUGUGCACAGCAGAAGGUUCCAUCUGUCCCCUAAUAGCAGAGAGGGAGAGACAAGACUUUUUAGAUCCUGGAGGAAGAAGUCUUUCAGAAGAACACGAGGCACCACCACGCACUCACAGGCCUCUGUCACGGCAGGUCAGUCAUCCACCUCUGCCAUCGACACUGCAUGGACACCCAUCGCAGGACUUCAGACGAUGUGAGAGGUUCGUUGGAAUGUCGGCAACAGCUCGACCUUACAAUCGUCUUCUGUCUCGUGUGGUUGCUGCAGGUGCAUCAGACAUUCCCAUGUGCCCUCCAACUCCAACUCAUCAUGCACGCCCAACUCGUGCCAGUGAACCUAUGAUGAUUCCUCUGCAUGAAGACUCCACAGCAAGGGAUUAUCCACAAACAUCAGAUGAUGCUCGUUCUGGCACUGCACGUGUUUCCUCACCCACACCAAUUCCAGGGCCAAGUUGUUCCCGAGAGUCUUCAGCAUCUACAUCAGCUGGGAAUGGUGAUCAGCUUUCAGAGAUGCCUGGAAUGUUUAUGCAUCAUCAGAGGCUAGGAGAGGGAUGUACAAUUUUGCCAUUACGCCACAUGUCUUCAACUCGUCUCCCUUCUAUUCCUGAGAGGUCUGCUAAGACACAGAGACUUGAAUUGUCUUCAGAAGAGGAACCUCUUCCUCCUUGUAAGUACUGGGAAGCUCGUAUUGACAGUCACGGUCGGAUAUUCUAUAUUGACCAUGUGAACAGGACAACAACUUGGCAACGCCCCACAACGGGGUCAGCUUCCCGCAGCAGGCCUGUCAGUAAUGAGCUGCAGAGACAACAGUUGGACCGGAGGUAUCAGAGCAUUCGCAGGACCAUCACAUCACGAAGGCCAGAAACAGAUGAGGCUGGUUGCAGCUCUGACAUGUCUCAGGCAGAAGCUGGUGCAAGCACUAGUGGUGGAACUCCACACGUGACACCAGCAGAAGCAAUACAUCAAAUGCCUGCUGUCAAAUUCAUCACACGACCAGAUUUCUUCUCAAUACUGCACAUGAAUGCGGAGGCACUGGCCAUGUAUAAUCGAAACGGUUCCCUGAAGCACAUGAUUUCAAAGAUUCGAAGAGAUCCACAUUCAUUUGAGAGAUACCAGCACAACCGUGAUCUUGUGAGCUUAGUCAACCUGUUUGCUGAUGUUGUGAGGGAUCUACCACGUGGCUGGGAAACUAAGUUUGAUCGGAAUGGAAAGCAAUUCUUCAUCGACCACACAACCAAGACGACAACUUUCAUUGACCCUCGCCUGCCAACUGAGUCCCCCUACUUGAAUCCCCACAAACUGUUCCUGCCUGGUGCUCGGCGACGUAGCCGAAGUGCGGGUGAGGAGGAGCUGGGUCAUGGCCGUGCACCUAUUCCACCACCAAGACCACCUGUGAGUUGCCUCUGUGGGCCAAACCUUGGCCUAAAUGCUGCAAGUAUCGCUCGUGUUAUGCCAACACCUGAAAUUCCAACUGCUUACAAUGAGAAAGUGGUAGCUUUCUUACGACAGCCAAACAUUGUUGACAUCCUGAAGGAGAGACAUCCAGCCAUGGGAACUUCACAAGCUUUGCGUGACAAAGUAAAUGCUGUUCGUGUUGAUGGCACACAAGCACUGGAUCGUUUAAGUGAUGACAUAGACCUCACCAUUCUACUCAGCCUGUUCGAGCAGGAGAUUAUGAGCUAUGUCCCAGCUGUGCCUGCAUCAACCAGAUCACCUCGAGGCUCUCCUCAGCUGUCACCACAGGCCUCACCAGGCCUUUCCAGAGCCAAUGCACGUGCCCCAGCACCUUACCGCCGGGAUUUUGAAGCGAAGCUGCGUAAUUUCUAUCGUAAACUGGAGUCCAAAGGAUAUGGGCAAGGACCAGGAAAACUCAAGCUACACAUUCGUCGUGAGCAUCUACUUGAAGACGCAUUUAACAAAAUAAUGGCUGCCUCCAAGAAAGAUUUGCAAAAGUGCAAGUUAUAUGUUACAUUUGAUCGGGAGGAAGGACUAGAUUAUGGGGGCCCAUCAAGAGAGUUCUUCUUCUUACUUUCACGAGAAUUAUUCAAUCCCUAUUAUGGGUUGUUUGAAUAUUCUGCAAAUGAUACAUACACUGUGCAAGUAUCACCCAUGUCAGCAUUUGUUGACAAUCACCAUGAGUGGUUCCGUUUCAGUGGUCGAGUGUUAGGGCUGGCUUUGGUGCAUCAGUACCUCUUGGAUGCAUUCUUUACCCGGCCAUUUUACAAGGCUCUCUUGAGACUGCCAGUAUCCUUGAGUGAUCUUGAAUCACUGGAUGCAGAAUUCCAUCAGAGUCUUCUGUGGAUCAAGGAAAAUGAUAUCACUGGUGAUUUUCUGGAUCUUACUUUUGCUGUUACAGAGGAGGUUUUUGGUCAAGUAGUAGAACGCGAGCUAAAGCCUGGUGGCCGAAAUAUUAUUGUAACCGAAAAAAACAAGAAGGAAUAUCUCGAACGUAUCGUGCGUUGGAGACUGGAGAGAGGAGUAGCUGAACAAACAGAAUCACUAGUCAGAGGUUUCUACGAAGUUGUAGACCCUCGCCUUGUGUCCGUUUUUGAUGCCCGUGAGUUGGAAUUAGUUAUUGCUGGAACUGCAGAAAUUGAUCUUGUUGACUGGAGGAAAAACACAGAAUACAGAUCAGGAUAUCAUGAUAACCAUCCAGUUAUGCAGUGGUUCUGGGCAGCAAUAGAGAGGUUUACAAAUGAACAGAGGUUGAGAUUAUUGCAGUUUGUGACAGGAACAUCUAGCAUCCCCUAUGAGGGAUUUGCUGCACUGAGGGGCAGUACUGGGCCACGGAAAUUUUGCAUUGAGAAGUGGGGAAAGCCAAACUCACUUCCAAGGGCUCACACAUGUUUUAACCGUCUGGACCUGCCACCAUACCCUACACCAGAAGUGCUUUAUGAGAAGUUACUUCUGGCAGUUGAAGAGACAAACACAUUUGGUAUAGAAUGAAAUGCCAAAAUGUUAUAAAGUAGCACAUUGAUAGAAAUACAGCAAAUUGUGACCAAAGAAAGCUGCCGUAUGAGGGCUACUCAUCAGGACAGCAUGUGUGAUGAGUUGUGAAGUCUGUUUUGUUAUGCUGGAAACAGCAUAUUCAACAGUGUCACAUGGUUAACUAAAUUCUCAGGCAUAUUGAAUCAGCUGCAUUAGCUAUUGAGUUUUGCAUCUUUGUGUGUAAUUUAAGAUGUGCAGUUUAGGAAGAGUUCCCUUUAUGAGUUUUGUGGCAUUUAGUAUUUUAUUUUUCUGUAGAAUCGCCUGUUAUAUCACUUACAGUUACAGGUCAGAUAUACGAUGUUACAGCUAGUUACCAAAGCUGGAAGAGGUUAAAAGACUUAAUAGUGAUAUUUUAUCAACAUAAUUAAUAUUUGUGUAAAAUGAAACAAGUAUCUUGCCUGUUACAAUUCACUUGUGCAUUGACUGGUACUUUGCUUUUUGUAUGGGAGAUUUUAGCCAAGGGCUAUAGUUAAUCUUUUGCCAGUGAAAUGUGGCAAAUGAAAUACAGCAUGGUCAGUGAUCUGUUCCAUGUAAUGUGUACAUGAAAAUCAUUAAGAUAUUUUACAAGAGAAAUUUAUUUUGUAUUGUAAAUUUUUCCUCUGUUUGAAAUGUGAAAAAUAAGAAAUAUAUUAGCUUGCUUCCCCAUCAAUUCUCAGGUCCCAAAGUUUCGGACAAAGCUUGCUAUUUUACUAUAAGCAUGCACACAAAAAAUUUAUAUGUAUUGAUUUUUGAUCAGCAAAGAAAUUGCAAAUGUUCAUAUUAAACAUUUCUUUCAUAUAAAUGAAUACUUCUCUCUUGUUGUGAGUACUUUAAUUAUGAAUAUCCAGCUCUCUGCAUUGUCAUAGCAUAAAAAUUUAAAUACUUUGCUGCAAACAGUGUAAUAAUGCGGCAGUUAUUUUUAUAUCCAUAUUAAACAUAGACUGAGAUGUUUCUCAAUUUAAAGAUUUAUGCUGUAAGCAGUGGUAUGAAACUGUGAGACAGAAACACAACUACAAAACUUUAUCAGGAUACCUAAAUUAGUUGACUGCAGAUUUUUUAGUCUCCUUAGAUAAUGCUUCAUGUAGUUGAUUGCAUUAUCACAGAAUUUUCAUAUAAAGAUUUACUGCAUAAGUGCUGAGUAAUUUAAUAUAAAAUGAAUAUGUCACAUAGAGACUUUCAAACAAUGUUUGUUGUACACUGAAAUUUUGCAGUUGUUGACGAGAGAUGUUAACAGCUCAAGAAUUGAAGCUAUCUCUGUCACCUUUGCUGAAUCAGCAAGACAUUUUGCUACGCAUUCCGGCCAACCAGUGCUUGCCUUGAAUAUAUAUUUAAAAAUUAAACAAAUAAAUGACAUUAAAGUGUUUAGAAAACUAAAUUUAUGUUGCGUCCACAUAUUUUAUUCAGCACAGAUUUCUAAAUGGAACAGCUUUAAGUAUUCAUUUCAAAUAAGAGAGGUGCAUCAACAAGGGGCCAACAAUCUUGACAAAUUUGAGAUGGAAUACUUUGCAUGUUUCUUUCAAGUUACAGCUUUUGCACAUAUGCUAAUACAUGUUUACUUGUAAUUAAUAUCAUCUGAAACAAAUAUUUUUGAAUUAACUGGUAUUAUUUUUACUUUCAACCUCAUUUGAUUUCUGCUUUAUAUGCUACUCGUUUUUAGUAUUAAAAGAAACUACAAUAAAUUCUUGUCAUUCCAGUUUUGUAGUUAUUGAAUUUCUUGAGCUUUAUACAAAAUGUAGACAUACUGAGUUUGUCUCUUUACAAGCUUGCAAUACAUCUUUUACAUAUUGUAUGCUUUCAGAAUUUUGUUAGGUUUGUUUGUUUAUGCAGUAAUUCACAAUAUUAAAUAACACAAAUUAUUUGUGCCUGAAGAUUAUCAUGUUCCAACAAAUAUAAUAAUAUACCAAUUUCUUUGGUGCAGCUAAAUUCAUUAGUAGCUGCACUUCUAAGUGUCUUUAUUGGGAUUGCUCAAAAUUUAAAUACAGUAGUAUUUGCAUGUAGUACUAAAUCAGCUAUAAUUCCUAGUCAAUUACACUCUCAUACAGCACAUUAUGAUUGCUUCAAAGCAAAAUAUUGUAUUCAAGCAAUAUAAUAUU
Schistocerca cancellata (South American locust) is the source of this 5763-nucleotide messenger RNA. RefSeq names its product E3 ubiquitin-protein ligase HECW2-like. Lineage: Eukaryota; Metazoa; Arthropoda; Insecta; Orthoptera; Acrididae. Gene Ontology annotation, biological process: regulation of dendrite morphogenesis. The record is from RefSeq and is a predicted model, not a curated record. Gene Ontology annotation, molecular function: protein binding; ubiquitin-protein transferase activity. The transcript is spliced from 14 exons. The coding region runs from base 446 to 3649 and encodes 1067 amino acids.